Messenger RNA from Lucilia sericata (common green bottle fly), 625 nucleotides. Its product is annotated as glycine-rich cell wall structural protein-like. The transcript is spliced from 3 exons. The record is from RefSeq and is a predicted model, not a curated record. The coding region runs from base 74 to 547 and encodes 157 amino acids. Lineage: Eukaryota; Metazoa; Arthropoda; Insecta; Diptera; Calliphoridae.
AUUAGUAUAAAAGCAAUAGAACGAUUUAAUUUGAACAUUAGUUCAAAAUUAAGAACAAAACAAGAUUAACACAAUGAAGGUUUUCGUUUGUGUUUUGGCUGUUGCCAGCAUUUUGGCCACAGCUAAUGCCGGAUUUUUGGGAUUACUAGGAGGUGGUGGUGGUGGCGGCUACGGAGGUGGCGGUGGCUACAGUGGUGGUGGUGGCGGCUACGGAGGUGGCGGUGGUGGCGGCUACGGAGGUGGCGGUGGUGGCCACGUUGAUGUUUACAAAAUCAUCACUACUACUUCCGGCGGUGGUGGCGGCUACGGUGGUGGCGGCUACGGUGGUGGUGGCGGCGGCUACGGUGGUGGCGGCGGUUAUGGUGGCGGUGGCUACGGUGGUGGUGGUAGCUACGGUGGUGGUGGUCAUGGCGGAAGUUCUGGCGGUCAUGUCAGUGUUUAUAAAAUCAUCACCACUUCCGGCGGCGGUGGUCAUGGCUAUAGCGGAGGCGGCGGCUACGGUGGUGGCGGUCACGGUGGCGGCUGGAGUUCCGGUGGCGGCUGGUAAACACUUCUAAUUUAUCUCGUUUUAGUAGAUAGAAACGUUAAUUUAGAAAAACGAAUAAAAACUUUAUCAUUAUUUAAA